AUGGUCUCGGUGGUGGUGGUGGAGGCACUCCGUACCCAUGAUAACAUGGUCCCCCAACUCGACCUUCAUAGCAUGGCCCACAACAUAUCCCACUUGGAUAUGCAGAUACCGGUUCAGGCAAAGAAGGUGGAGGUGCUAUUGGUGGCGGGUCAGGGUUUUUUGGUGGGUCAGGUUUGGGACUACUUUAGGCUUCUCCGCGGGCUUUUCAGGAGGGUUGACAGCUAUUACAAUUGGUUUGGGUUUUCGGGUUCUUUAGAUUUCCCGGUAGGUUUCGCAAUAUCUAUAGGUUGCUCAAACGUUUUGGGUGUCUGCUCGGGCUCUUUGGGCUUUUUCAGGUGGUGUGGGCUUUGGUGGCGGUAA
Ilex paraguariensis (yerba mate) is the source of this 360-nucleotide messenger RNA. NCBI's taxonomy places the organism in Eukaryota, Viridiplantae, Streptophyta, Magnoliopsida, Aquifoliales, Aquifoliaceae. The record is from the annotation of a GenBank genome assembly.